This is a messenger RNA of Toxotes jaculatrix (banded archerfish), 1571 nucleotides long. RefSeq names its product growth arrest and DNA damage-inducible protein GADD45 beta-like. The record is from RefSeq and is a predicted model, not a curated record. Gene Ontology annotation, biological process: regulation of cell cycle. The transcript is spliced from 4 exons. The coding region runs from base 99 to 560 and encodes 153 amino acids. Gene Ontology annotation, cellular component: nucleus; cytoplasm. NCBI's taxonomy places the organism in Eukaryota, Metazoa, Chordata, Actinopteri, Toxotidae.
GCUCCUCCUGCACGGGCAGGACAGACUGAGGGAAUAUUCAAAUAACCGGAUUACUGUCACGCUUUUCCUCACUGGGAUUACGUUUCUGAUUUUCAAACAUGAUUCCAGAGGAAAGCUUUGGAUCCAUCGAGAACAGGAUGCAGUCAGUAGGUCUGGCUCUGGAGGAAUUGCUGGUAACGGCUCAGAAGCAAGACUGCCUCACCAUUGGUAUCUAUGAAUCAGCUAAACUUCUUAAUGCAGAUCCAGACACUGUGGUACUGUGCGUCCUGGCAGCCGACGACGAAGACGAUGUGGCUCUGCAGAUCCACUUCACCCUGCUGCAGUCGUUCUGCUGUGACAGCGGAAUCACCAUCCUGCGAGUCUCCGGGAUUCAGCGGCUCCAGCAGCUGCUGGGAGCAGUGGAUGCCAACAGAAACCAGGAAGAGCACGGAGACCUUCACUGCAUGCUGGUUACGAACCCCCAGGCUGACCACUGCAGGCUACAAGAGGUGGGGACCUACUGCCAGGAGAGCCGACGUCUUGAUCAGUGGGUGCCUGAACUGGUCCUGCAGGAACGCUGAAGGGUCUGGCUGCCAAACACAGCAGCAAACACUUUCUGGGUUCAGACACUGAUGAACUGAAAUAUCUACUGUAGGUUAAGCAGGGACAGUCUGGAGGGGGACUGAGACGGGCCUCCCUGACUGAUGACAAGCAGGAACCACGGACUCACUUUCCGUGACAGUUGGAGUGGAGGCUGGUUUCUAUGAUCUGUUUUGUGCAAAAGAUACAGACAGAAAAGCUGAUUCCCAUCCAGGCCACAUUGUUUUUACAUUACCAGUAAGACAAAAUCUGAGCUUAUAUUUCGUGCCUCUGUUUGGCUACUUGCAAUGUUUGCGGGGUGUAACAUUAAUCACCAGCGGAAUAGUAGCUUUACAAACAAAACGUCCACACCCCAACUUGUUCCUGGGAGAUCUAUGCAUUUCUAUGGACUGGACAGGAAUGCUGUAAUGGUGAAACUAUGCUCAACAUUCCUUGUGUAUGCUGACAUGGGAGAGGUCCUUGGAGAGGAGUGUGUGUGUGUGUAGGUGUGUGUGUGUGUGUGUUUGUAUGUGUUUGUAUGAAUGUGUGGUAUGCAUGUACAAUACUUGAGUCUUUCUUUAGAAAAGACUGGGCGUGCAGCGUGUUCUUUCUCGAAAUGAGCAGCCGAACCUGCAGAGGAAUCGUCACCAUGGAAACUGAAACAAAAAUGAUGUUGGAGUUAAAGUCACACAGGAUUUACUGGCAUUGCAGGACUUUAAAAGAAACUGCAAAAGGGGAAUGAGAACAUGUUGUAAUUUGGUCAGAGAAGGAUACAGAUUGAACUGUGUUGUCUGAUUUGAUGAACAAGUCGGCUUUGAAUUGUUAUUGUGCAGAAAAAGAAACCAGUCAACAUCUUUGUGCCUUCAAGAGUUCUGCCUUUUUGAUAAAAUUCUGCUAAAUUAAGUGGCUACACUGUUAAUUUAUUGCUUGUAUUAAUUAUUUGAGUAGUUAUUUAUUGUCUGAUUUUUUUUUUUUUUUGCUCUGUUAACUAAGUCAAUAAAUUAUUGUGUUCA